AACAUUUCAGCCAACUUUUAUUCUUAAACCCAAGCAAAAUGGUUAAUUUUAAUCUUGCUUUACAUUAAUUUGCUUAUCGUGUCACUCAUUGAUACACUAAGCCUAAAAACUAAAUAAAUGUACAUCUCGCGUGGCAAAAUAAACUCCCUAAACAAAUACAUCUGUCAUACUCACUAAAUAUAUCUCAUUUUUGCAAGCCUCGUUUCAUUGGCUUUGUAAUAAUUGUGAAUCUAAUCUAAUCUGAUCUAAAAAUGAACAGUAGCUUUGGAAUAGUUGUGACUACUGAUCUGAACCUUGAGCAGCAGACUGUGACCUCUCUGUAAAGACUCCAGGUCUAUCGAAAUGAGAUCUACUGGCCCAGAACCUAUAAUUAGCAUGUUGUUGACUUCAGGGAAAUACAGAGAGCAGGAGCGCCGACAAGAGUUAGAGCUGUAAACAGAGAACGACAAGAAGAAGAAGUAUUUCUAAAACAAGAAUAAAACCCAGACGAGAACAGCAGAGCACUUGACAGCUGGUUUUCAUGGAAUUUACAAGAAAAUAUCUCCCCAUGGAAUGGGAGGAACGCUGGAGAAAAGAGAAAGAGAGCAGGAAAAAGAUAAUAGAAGAAGGUGGAGAGAAGUUUGAGGAGGAGAGCAGGAAGCUAAAAUGGAUCAUGUCCUACAAUGACAGGAGGAUAGGAAUGAAAGAAGGGGCGGUGAAAGAAACGGAGGAUGGUAAUAUGGAGGAAGAUGCACCAAUGCAAAGGUACCAUAGAAAAAGUUACCCAAGUGAGAUCUUCCAGACUCUGGAGGAGAUGAAGAAGGAGAAUGUCCUCACGGACCUGAUCAUGAGCACUGAGGAUGGGCUCAGCCUCCACGUUCACUCGCUUGUCAUGGCUGCGGUGAGCUCCGUCAUCCAGCAAAAGCUCCUGGAGAGGGAUGGAGAUGAGAAGGAGAUCUCACUGAGAUUGGGUCCUGAGGUUAAUGGUUUUGGUUUGGCUGCAGUGGUGGAGCUCGCUUACACUGGAGCCAUCACCAGUCUAAACAAAGACAACAUGACACAGAUCCAGACUGCAGCUGUUAGUCUGGGAGCUCAGAGAGUCCUGAAGCUCGUCGAAUUGGAGGAAGAUGGAGGUAACAAGGAAGUAAAACAGGAAAAGGUCUCAGCAGAAGAGCAAAUGAAGGUCAACCUGCAGUCCAUGAAGGACUUAUGGGAGAGAAGAGUGGGAUGUGAUGUAGAACUGGUUGCAGAAGGAUCUGUUUUCUGUGCUCACAGGGUGCUCCUGGCAGCCAGCAGCGACUUCUUCAGAGGCAUGUUCACCAGCGGUAUGAAGGAGAGUCAGCAGGAGUCUGUGCCUCUAAUGUUAGUCGGAGCCGCUGAGCUCGAGACCCUCCUGCGCUGUGCCUACAGCGGCGCUCUGGUGCUCGGAUGGGGCUGUGUGUUCGAACUUGCCUGUACAUCACUCCAGUUCCAAUUUCAGCCCGCCAUCUCACUCUGCCUCAAGUUCCUGGAGCAAGAGAUGGACAUCCAUAACUGUCUGGACGUGGUGUCCUUUGCAGAGGCCUACGGGAUGGCUGACUUGCUAGAGUUGGCUGAGGAUUUUGUCCUUAGACACUUCCAAGAGAUAUCUGCCACCCCAAAGUUUAAGGACCUCCCAGCUGAGAAGCUUCUGCAGUUCCUCCGAUGCGACGCGCUGUCUGCUCCAUCGGAACUGGCUGUUUUCCGAGCAGUCGUCACUUGGGUGGAUGCGGAUCCCAACGAACGUCUCCCACAGGCCGAAGAGCUCAUGCGAGCAGUGCGUUUUCCAUUCAUGACCUUCCGGGAAUUUCGAGAGGUUCGUGCUGUGAACCUGAGCAUGGAAUGCAGUGGAGAAGUCGAGGUUGAACUCUACAAGUCAGCACUAAAAGAGUUUGGAUUUGGCAUCUCUGAUCGUGUGGCACACCAACGUGUACGUCACCCCAAAGACGCCCUGGUUUUGGUCGGAGGUGAUGAGCUGAAUCCAGACAUGGGUAAACGGCUUCCCAGCAAGCAGCUCUGGUUUGCUAACUCUCUGAGAAGCGGAACAGGCCUCGUGAAGGAGAUUGAGUGGAGACUGCUGGGUGAAAUGCCAGAUCAGGCCAGAUUCAGGCACGGUGUUGGGGUUCUUGACGGUCAACUAUAUGUAGCUGGAGGCUGCCAUUUCUAUGCAAAGUCUGACACCAUGAAAUCUGUUUACAGGUACGACCCUGAGCAAGACCACUGGAAAAGACUGGCAGACCUUCAUGAACUUAGGAGUAACUUUAUGCUGGUGGUGAGUGGAGACAGUCUGUAUGCUAUUGGAGGAGACAAAGACAUCAACACAAAUCUUGACAGUGUGGAAAAAUACUCACCAGAAACAGAUACAUGGAGCUUCUGCCAUCCUUUGGACCAAGCCUUGAGCGGUCAUGCUGCCACUGUCUGGGGAGGCGAGAUCUUCAUCUCAGGAGGCUUCAACUGCAAGUACGAAUGCCUGGUGUCCAUGUUCCUCUACCACCCAGAGAGAGGAACCACGUACCUCGCUGAGAUGACCCACGACCGGGCCCAGCACUGCAUGGAGAGUCUGAAUAACCGUUUCUAUGUAGCUGGCGGGGUGUGCAACCUCCGAAAGUACUACACCGACCAACUGGUCUGUGAGAUGUACAGUCCUGUAAGUGACACCUGGACAAUGUUAACUCCUCUCCCAAAUCCCCACGUCGGCGCUGCCUCUGCCAUCCUGGAGGAGAGGCUGUAUAUUCUAGGUGGUUAUUGCCAGGAGGACUAUAGCGAAGCCAGACUCACCCAUCGCUAUGAUCCAGUGAUGCAGAGAUGGGAGGGCAUGGGAAAGAUGCCUGGUGCCGUCACAGAUGUACGUGCAUGCCUCCUCUCUCUGCCUGAUCACAUCAGAAAAUGAGAAUAAGAUGAGCAAAUGUUUGUUAGCUUUAUGUGUGUAUCUUGAAAAUCUAGUGAGAUGCCUUGCUUUCUGCAUAGGAGCUGAGUAUCUGAAACGUUAACUCAGAAGUGAUUGUUUUGCGUUUUGGAAUGUACAUGCAGCAUGUCUUAGUGUCUUAACACUCUUUGAUAGUCCAUUUUUAAUAAUAACUAUUUGAUUGCUACAUUUUGGUUUGUAAAUAUAUUUAUAAGUGACAUUUCUUUUGUUGACUAUCUGGUAUGAUAAUGGCAAUUCAAACACAGUAUUGUUUGGAUGGGUUGUUACACGAUACCGAACACAGAUAACGUAAACAGAUGAAGUUUGUAUGUACUUACAAUCCAUUAAAUUCAUACCCUCAAUACUCAUACCCGUUAUCCAUUAAAUUUAUCAAUUAAAUGUCACUGAUGAAGAACACAUCUUUGCUGUUGAUCAACACAGUCUACACAGUCACAAUCUAUCAGUUGUGGCCUAAUAAUUAGAGCAGUGUUUCCCAAUCCUAGUCCAGGAGAACCCCCAACACUGCACGUUUUUGGUGUCUCUCUUAUCUGACACACACAUUUGAGGCCUUGGAGUCUUCACUUAUGAGCUGAUGAGUUGAAUCAGGUGUGUUUGAAUUUCAGAACUGGCAGGAACCUCUAGUUAUGUCAAGUCUGGCAUGCGAAUCCUGAAAAGUGAAGCCAAGAUUGGAGCAUUACAGCUACUUGAAAGGUGGUUCAGGGGUGUGUGGUUGUGUUCGAGUGUGGACGGAGCCUUGAUACUGUGACUCCUCUUUGCUUACUACUGUGCAGACUCUAUUCCCGAAACAGUGAAAGAUGUCAGUGACAUAUUGAGACACUGGUAGCUUCACUUUUCUACAAAGCAAGAAUGUGAAGAUGCAUCAUGAUUAAUGGACAGAAUAGAGGAUUAUUUGAGAACCAUAUCAUUCUCUUCACACUCCAUCACAGUAGGUGGCGUUAUGCACCUAUGAAUUUAGUUCACAACCUGCCAUAAAUCCAGAAGAAGAAGAAGGUGUGUCAUCCAUUCUUUCUUUUUUUACUGCUUGUGUGCACAUGAAUGGGAUAAAUGCAAAGCACAAAUUUCAAGUAUUUGUUACCGUACUUGGCCACAUGUCACAUCACUUUCAGCUUCAUCUGAUGCUUGUAAACAACUCUGGAGUGCAGGUAGAGAUUUUCCAACAGUAUCAAAACACUAACAGUACACGAACACAGGUAAACGUAUCAAAUGUUCCCUUACAUAUAUGUAUUAUGAAUACUUUGAUAUUUUGCAAUCAUGAUCGUAGUAGUGUAUUACCUCCUGACUGUACCAUGGUACAUCCACAACACUUGAUAUAUUUGUCUAUUUUUGUGCCAAGUAAAAAGUUUUACUGGUGAUUUGUAACCCAAUAUGUAAAAAUUUUGCAUUCAAAGUCACCAAGAUUGAAUACGAUUUGAGUGUUUUUAAGAGGCCUACAGCAUUUCCUUACAAAAUAAGUGUGCACUGUUUUACUUGAUGGCCCUGCCAGUAUUAUAACAUUGUUUACUUUUGUUAAUGAUUAUGUGUAUUUAUAAAUCAAUAGCAUGAUAUGGCUUUGUUGAUUUAAGCAUGUUGGUUUUAGUUUGCAUGUUGUCUAUGUAUUAGGUUUCAAAAGUAUCCACAAUGUAACUUUGUCUCAAAAGUAAAAAUCUACAAUGACA
Molecule: messenger RNA, 4578 nt
Organism: Carassius auratus (goldfish)
Lineage: Eukaryota; Metazoa; Chordata; Actinopteri; Cypriniformes; Cyprinidae
Product: kelch-like protein 33
Exons: 4
Coding region: 521-2887 (788 amino acids)
Molecular function (GO): protein binding
Source: RefSeq, a predicted model, not a curated record